Molecule: messenger RNA, 564 nt
Organism: Danaus chrysippus (African queen)
Lineage: Eukaryota; Metazoa; Arthropoda; Insecta; Lepidoptera; Nymphalidae
Source: the annotation of a GenBank genome assembly
AUGCUCGUGGUUGUGCUUCUAGGACUAUUAGCAUGCGAAGGCAUGGCUUCGUUUAAAUUCGUAAGAGAUUACGAUACAGAAACCGGCAUUUUCAAUGGACGAGGUUAUGAUAGUGAUUUCAUGUCCUUAAACAGAGAUAAGGAAUAUAUAUUUAAAAGAAGAGAAGUAAUGGACAGAGAAUUAACAAGCAUUAGUAGGCAAAAGGAGGCGCUUGAAAGAAGACUGGAAUACCUUUACGGGCAUAUUGAGCAUCUUGAUAGAGAAAUAGAAAGGAUCGAUAAUGAGAUAGAAAAUCUAGGCCCAAUCGACGACUAUUCAAGUUAUGACGGUCAAAGAACAGCAGACAAUGAAUAUACUUUGAUUAUGUCAUUGCCGGGGUAUAGAGAAGAAGAAAUUACUUUAAAUGCACGCAAAGGUCUGCUGGAAAUAAAUGCUUUUCAUGUUCCACUUGACGGACCAUUAGUUAAUUAUACAUUUGUUAAGCCACUACCGGACAACGUGGACCCAAAUGGAUAUUGGUCAUAUAGUGGAGGUGUUUUACGAGUUAAUAAUUGUUUUAAAUGA